AUGGUGCGAGGAGGAAGUGAAACUUACUUCUGGUUUGAUCCUUGGACACCUUAUGGUGUUUUAAUUGAUUAUUUGGGACCUUCGGGCCCUUCAGAUUUGGGAAUCUCAAUGGAUUCUCUGGUUUCUUCCAUUACUCAAGGUUCUGCUUGGACCCUAAGACCGGCUAGGUCUGAGCGACAAGUGAAUCUUCAUGUUUAUCUUACUUCAUUUUCUCCUUUUCCGGGGUCUGACGCUGCUAUUUGGAAAGUUAGAGAUUCAAUUUGUGCUAAUUUCUCUACAAAGAAAGUGUGGCAGUUCUUGAGAAUGGCUAAGCCUUCAGUUUCGUGGGCGAGAUUUAUAUGGAAUCAGGCAAUUAUUCCUAAGCAUAGGAUUACUUCCUGGUUGUUCAUGCUUAACCGUAACCCAACUAUGGAUCGAUUAAUCUCUUGGAGUCUUGAUUUGGAAAAUUGUUGUCUGCUGUGUGGAAGUGCACCUGAAUCUAGGGAUCAUUUGUUCUUUCUAUGCCCUUACUCCACUCUUGUUUGGAAAGCUGUUACUGGAGUGCUUGGUUUCACUAACCCUCCUCUUCAAUGGGAUUCUGUUCUUCAUUGGUUUGAAUCUGCUACAAGUAAUCAAGUUCUGUUGGCUGCUUUGCUUCAGCUCUGGCAUGGAGUUAUAUAUGCGUUAUGGCAAGAGCGCAAUGUACGUUACCACGAUGGUCUUACAAAACCUCAUUGGAUGUUAUCUCGAGAAGUCACCAAACAGGCAAAGGACAAAUCUGCAGCUAUGCGAAACUGUGGAUCAGAACUUGGCUUGAGUUUGGUGACUUUCUGGUCUGCUGUUUAA
Molecule: messenger RNA, 825 nt
Organism: Brassica rapa (field mustard)
Lineage: Eukaryota; Viridiplantae; Streptophyta; Magnoliopsida; Brassicales; Brassicaceae
Source: RefSeq, a predicted model, not a curated record